UUUCACGUUCUGCUCGGAGCGGCUGUUCUGUCUGAUCCACCAUUCUAGAGGUUGUCAGGUCAGCAUCCAAGAUGGGUUGGGAAGCACCAAACUGGAGAAUCGGAGACUACCCGUCUCACUACAAUCAGAAAGUCCACGGACCUUACGAUCCCGCACGAUUCUAUGGAAAGCCCGACACCGCUCUCAGCCAGGUGAAACUGGGUGAGCUGUCUGGAUGGCUGAUGCGCCGCAACUUCCACCCCAGGGCUAUUGUGCAGGCCGGCAGCCGUGGCAUCUGGCGGUGGAGGCAGAAGUAUGUGCUUCCCAUCAGGGGUAACGCUUGCUGGGUGUACCAGGCUAUGGCUGGCAUUUCCCUUUUCAU
This is a messenger RNA of Frankliniella occidentalis (western flower thrips), 361 nucleotides long. Its product is annotated as putative ATP synthase subunit f, mitochondrial. Lineage: Eukaryota; Metazoa; Arthropoda; Insecta; Thysanoptera; Thripidae. The record is from RefSeq and is a predicted model, not a curated record. Gene Ontology annotation, biological process: proton motive force-driven mitochondrial ATP synthesis. Gene Ontology annotation, molecular function: proton-transporting ATP synthase activity, rotational mechanism.